ACUAGCACACUGUUUCCGCUAGAUGGCUGGCUGUAAUUUUCUCAUCCGCGUGAGAAGAGCCUUUAAGUAACUUCCGGACUCUUUAGCUCGCGAGAUAGCUACUCUUUGGGAGGUGGACCAAACCAUAAAUGCAAGGGGCGACUUGUUUUUGAUCUGACCAGAAAUAGCUUCGAUCGCGGAGCACACGCAAUACCCCGAGAAUAUUUUUGGUGUGAUCCAAUGUGGCGGAGGCAGCGUGGGUAGUUGGGGACUGCUAGGAGUUUAUGGCGUGUUGGUGAUCUUGUCUGACAGCUCUCCGUGUACAUUUCAGAAUGCCUCACCGAAAGAAGAAACCAUUUAUAGAAAAUAAGAAAGCAGUCACCUUUCACCUGGUGCACAGGAGUCAGAGGGAUCCAUUAGCCGCUGAUGAAACUGCUCCUCAGAGAGUGUUGUUGCCUGCUGAUAAGGCAGAUACAGAAAAACGUAAAGAAGAACAAAGAGAUUUUGGGGUUUUCUUUGACGACGACUACAAUUACCUUCAGCACCUCAAAGAGAGGGGCCCUUCAGAGCUUAUUCCCUCAGCGACCAGCAAGUCAAAGAGCUGCAUUAUCACUGAUCAGGAUGGUGACAAGGAAAAGGAGCCUCAGCAUGUUCCCGGACCAUCAAUAAAUUUACCAUCCUCCGUGUUUGCUUCUGAGUUUGAGGAAGAUGUUGGAUUGUUAAAUAAAGCAGCUCCUGUUCGAGGUCUAUGUCUUGACUUGGAUCCAGAUAUUGUGGCAGCUUUGGAUGAAGAUUUUGACUUUGAUGAUCCAGAGAAUCAGUUGGAUGAUGACUUUAUCUUACAGGCUAAUAGUGAUGACCUCCGGAGAUCAUCCCAUGAAAAAGAUGAUGAUGACGAUGACUGGGAGGAUGUUGAGAGUGGGAGUGAGGAAAAUGACUAUGAUUCAGAUGGAACUGUUUCAGAUGAGGAUGAUGGGGAGGGUGAUGGUGCCAGAAAAGAGUUUCUGUUUAUGCAAGAGGAAACGAAAAGUCGUUUUACAGAAUAUUCCAUGACAUCAUCUGUUAUUAGGAGGAAUGAGCAACUCACCCUUCUUGAUGAAAGAUUUGAAAAGUUUUAUGAACAAUUUGAUGAUGAUGAAAUCGGAGCCUUGGAUAACACAGAAUUGGAAGGAUUCAUUGACUCAAACAGUGGUCGAUUGGAAGAAGUAAUAAAUGAUUACUACAAGCAAAAAGCAAAAGACUGUGUGAAACUGAAAAACCUAACACCUAGAGAUGGUAUGGAUUCAGUCACUGAGGAAGAUGACGAGGACAAAGAAGAUAUGCAAACUAUAGUUAUUGAGGAGCCCAGAGAAAAGUGGGACUGUGAAUCUAUCUUGAGUACGUACUCUAACUUAUACAAUCACCCACAGAUUAUCAAGGAUCCACCCAAGGCAAAACUAAUACGCGUAUCUGUGAAAACUGGUAUUCCUAUGGAUGUCCUUCCUGGAAGGGGACUCACUGCCAAGCAGGUUGAACGAAUGGAAAUGAUUAACAGUAGUGACAUACCUAGGGUGUCAACACAUCCACGCAAGGAUGAAUCAAAAGAAGAGCGCAAAGCUAGAAAACAAGCCAUUAAAGAAGAGCGCAAAGAAAGAAGAGUGGAAAAGAAAUCCAAUAAACUGGCAUUCAAAGAAGAAAAAAGCAGACAAGUAAAAGAGCAGCUUAAUCUUAAACAGAAUCUUCAAGGGCUCAAGCUAUCUUAACAAAAUUGUUAACUGGAGCUGCCCCUUUACGACUAUGAAGAAGAGGAGACUGACACCAAAUUAUCAUACCAGCACGACCAACACAAUUUGCAUUGCCAGUGCUGAAACAGAAUGCUGAACUGUAUUCAGCAAAAAUUCCUUUCAGAAGAAGAUACAAUAGGGAUUGUAAAAAAAAAGAGAAUUUCGAUAAACUUAAUUUACUAUUUUAAUAUAAAACUGUACAUUAUCCUUAAUAUGGAUUGUGUUUAUUGCCAUUUGACAUCUAUCAAACAUGAUCCUUAUACAUGGCCAAGUGAAUAAAUGUCCCUUCAUCUUUUUAUGUAUUAAAUAUAUUUUUGGUUUGGCAUCUUCUAGCAUUAUAUCUUAAUAGUGGAGGUCAAGAAAUCUCAGUAAGUAAUCUCUAAGUAAGAUUCAGGGGCUGGAAAAUGUAAAGAGGGAUGAAAAAAAGAUCUGUUUGAUCAUUACAAUUUUGUGGUCACACCACCUAAAUACCACACCCAUUUUACAAAAUUUGGGCAGGUUAUGGAAAGGUUACAACACAUUUCUGGGACUUUUAGGGUCAUGUUGUAUGUAUUAUAAUAAAUAGUUCUGCUAAUAAAGUGUGAGUCCCUGUUCCACCAA
Molecule: messenger RNA, 2342 nt
Organism: Xenopus laevis (African clawed frog)
Lineage: Eukaryota; Metazoa; Chordata; Amphibia; Anura; Pipidae
Gene: ltv1.L
Product: LTV1 ribosome biogenesis factor L homeolog
Exons: 12
Coding region: 312-1721 (469 amino acids)
Biological process (GO): ribosomal small subunit export from nucleus; ribosomal small subunit biogenesis
Cellular component (GO): cytosol; preribosome, small subunit precursor; nucleus
Source: RefSeq, a predicted model, not a curated record